AGUAUAAGCUUUGGACAAACCACAUUCGUGAUGUGAGCUACUUAUUAUGCAUGACUAAAUCCAUAAUUCAUGACUCAAGUCUGAACAAGCUUCAGACCAGUGAACGCCGAAGGAAGCUUUGAAGCCGCUAGAAUUGAAACUUUAAACGAAGAGCAAGCUUUAAUUAUCGGAAUUCUUCYUUUUUUACUUCGACAGAGAAGAAAUUUUAGUCACAAUGCCGACUAGAAACGUCCUUAUAGCCAUCAACGAAAGCCAACAUAGCAAGCGAGCUUUUGACUGGUACCUUGACAGGAUGCGCAUGCCUGGAGAUCAGGUGCUGCUGGCACAUGUGGUUGAAGGCGCCCAGAUACCAGCGCCAACGUUAGCACAUGGCCCAUCGCAUUCACGAGAAGAAUGGGACGACAUGAUGAAUCGAUUAAUGGAAGCAGCAUCGAAAGUUACCGGAAAAURCGAAGAACAGUGCAAUGAAGUACAGCUGGAACAUAAGACUCUAAGCGCUGUUGGUGGUAUAGGGGAAGCCAUAUGUGAAAUGGUAAAGAAUAAUGAUGCUGACCUCGUGAUCAUCGGCAACAGAGGACUGGGUACAAUUCGCCGUACACUUCUAGGCAGUGUUAGUGACUACAUUGUACAGCAUUCAGAUGUCCCGGUUUUAGUGGUCCCUCCUAAAUCUGGAUAAGCAUCAAAGGCUUCGYGCCAUGGCCAAGCGUUGAGAAUUAUUUUCUUGAAAGACUGUAUUUCUCAUGUUCUUACUUUGUUUAUACCACCACCAUGGCCGCCUUAGCUUUUUCUUUUAACUUUAUCACUCUUGGGUAUCGUUAACUGACUAGCAAAAAAUCUACCUCUCGCUUUAAGAAAAUGUAUUUAUAACUUUAGAAGACCUUUUAGAAGUUAAAAUGAUCAAAGUCUACAGGCUGAGACAACGGCUGAUAAAGCCAUAUUGCACGGUUCAAAGACUGAGCCACUUGUAAUAUGGACUUCAGAAUCUUUAAAUUUAAGUAUUAAUCUCCUUUUAGUUUAGAAACUGUAAAAAAUCAAUCGAAGUUUAGAUGUAACAUACCUUUAUUACUUCAGCAUUUCUUCSCAGCUUUGCCCUCUCAUCCGCCAUUUUUAAAAUUACCCAGAAYUCUGAGCGGGAUUACUCGCCCCAUUGCAACGCGGAUUAAUACGUCCGCGCAAGCGCAGAGGUUGCUCAGACGAUAACUGAUUUUGAGGAAAAGCCCUGAUUUUUGCCAUCGGAUAUCUCUAGAUUUAUUGUUGCAAUUUUAUAAAUACUUCUUUUCGGUAUUAUGUAUUCUUUGCAUUUAAGCAGUUUUCUUGUUUUGAAGCUCAACAAUUUCCAGAAAUUUGGAUUUUAUGUUGGUUUCCGACGACCACAAGAUUGCCGAAUAUAUUCAGACCGUUGGAAUAAAAUAUGAUUAGGAUCUAAACGGAAGAAAAAAUUUUAAGCUCGCGAAGUUUUCCCGCAGAACCAACGUUAUGAAAUAAAUUUGAAAGAAUUUUA
Messenger RNA from Actinia tenebrosa (Australian red waratah sea anemone), 1501 nucleotides. RefSeq lists its product as uncharacterized. NCBI's taxonomy places the organism in Eukaryota, Metazoa, Cnidaria, Anthozoa, Actiniaria, Actiniidae. The record is from RefSeq and is a predicted model, not a curated record.